Messenger RNA from Eubalaena glacialis (North Atlantic right whale), 447 nucleotides. It is a transcript of the gene LYZL6, whose product is annotated as lysozyme like 6. NCBI's taxonomy places the organism in Eukaryota, Metazoa, Chordata, Mammalia, Artiodactyla, Balaenidae. Gene Ontology annotation, biological process: fusion of sperm to egg plasma membrane involved in single fertilization. Gene Ontology annotation, cellular component: sperm flagellum; acrosomal vesicle. Bases 1 to 447 code for a protein of 148 amino acids. The record is from RefSeq and is a predicted model, not a curated record. The transcript has 4 exons. Gene Ontology annotation, molecular function: lysozyme activity.
AUGGCGACCCUGCUGCUCUUCUCCUUGGUCAGCUGUCUCGUUGCUGUGAAUCAAGCCAGCCUCAUCAACCGAUGUGAUUUGGCCAAGGUGCUGCACCAGGAAGACUUGGAUGGCUUUGAGGGCUACUCCCUGAGUGACUGGCUGUGCCUGGCUUUCGUGGAAAGUGACUUCAACAUAACAAAGGUAAAUGAAAAUACAGAUGGCAGCUUUGACUAUGGCAUCUUCCAGAUCAACAGCCACUACUGGUGCAACGAUUACAAGAGUCACACGGAAAACAUUUGCCAAGUGGACUGUCAAGAACUGCUGAGCCCCAAUCUUCUUUCAAUCAUCAACUGUGCGAAAAAGAUUGUGUCCGGAGCAGGGGGGUUGAAGAACUGGGUAAAAUGGAGGUUGCACUGUGAAGGCCGGCCACUCUCCUACUGGAUGACAGGGUGCCACCUGGCAUGA